Alnus glutinosa is the source of this 918-nucleotide messenger RNA. RefSeq names its product 14 kDa zinc-binding protein. Gene Ontology annotation, biological process: sulfur compound metabolic process; purine ribonucleotide metabolic process. The transcript has 6 exons. Lineage: Eukaryota; Viridiplantae; Streptophyta; Magnoliopsida; Fagales; Betulaceae. Gene Ontology annotation, cellular component: cytoplasm. The record is from RefSeq and is a predicted model, not a curated record. Gene Ontology annotation, molecular function: adenylylsulfatase activity. The coding region runs from base 109 to 654 and encodes 181 amino acids.
GAAAAAGGGGGUCCGUUUAUUUAAUAAGCGGGUAACGAUCCAAAUGGGAAGUGAGUUCUCUCGCUCAUCAGGCCAUAUCUUUUGUCCUUACUUCAAAAUCCAUCAUCCAUGGCUGCAAUAGCUUCCUUUUCUCUACUGCGAAGCUUUGCCGCAACCACUGCAAGAGCUUUUCUGACUGUGAAGCCUCCCUCCACCGUCUCUUCCGCUUGUCUCCUUCCUCUUCGCUCUCGCAGAUUGCAGUUUAAUGCUAGUGCUACAAACAAUGAAGAGGCUGCUGCCAGAGAAUCUGCAGCCAAUGCUGACAGUGGAGCUCCAACCAUAUUUGACAAGAUCAUAGCUAAGGAAAUCCCUUCAAGCAUUGUUUAUGAGGAUGAUAAGGUCCUAGCAUUUCGGGACAUCAAUCCAGAGGCUCCUGUGCAUGUUUUAGUCGUUCCAAAGUUUAGGGAUGGAUUGACACAGCUUGGGAAGUCUGAAGCAAGGCAUGGGGAGAUUCUGGGGCAGCUUCUCUAUGCUGCGAAAAUAGUGGCGGAGAAAGAAGGUAUCCUUGAUGGGUUUCGCGUUGUCAUAAACAGUGGUCCGGAUGCCUGUCAAUCUGUUUAUCAUCUCCACUUGCAUGUCUUGGGUGGGAGACAGAUGAAAUGGCCGCCUGGUUGAAGAUUUGAAAAGCUUCCAUGUUAAAACUUCAGAUUCGUUCCAUGCUUCUCUGGGUGACCUCACAACCUUAGAAGAUCUGGACCUAAAAACUAGAAGAGUUAAUAAAUAGAGGGUUUUCAUUAAGGACUAUGUACUGCCCGUCUAUAUGGCCCUAAUAGAAUUGAAUGGGAAAAAUGGUCUUGAGUAGCCUGCCACUAGUUGGGACAUGAGGCUUUGUUGAGUUGGAUAUAUUGUGCUUUAAAGCAUUUUUAAGUUUAUUCUUUA